Paramormyrops kingsleyae is the source of this 1408-nucleotide messenger RNA. RefSeq names its product fibronectin type III domain-containing protein 11. The record is from RefSeq and is a predicted model, not a curated record. Lineage: Eukaryota; Metazoa; Chordata; Actinopteri; Osteoglossiformes; Mormyridae. Gene Ontology annotation, molecular function: protein binding.
UUUAAAACAAUACCCUAUUUUCUGUGGUUUCCCUUACUUCCUUCUGAUUUUGUACUCUGAUUUAUGGAAAAUGCGCUUUAUGAUAACGUUCAGAGUAACCGUGAAGCCAACUUUCAAUUGUCGCUAAGUUUAAAAACAAAGAAGUUUAAACAAAAAUAAAGCAAAAGAUGGGAUGUUUUAAGAUAAGUGACGAGAUAAAGCGGGGGGAAAUCGGUUAGCUCCUAAAAUCCAAUUAAACUGGAGAGUAACGAAAUAAAGAGGCUGUGCCGGAGAGCUGCGGAUGAACAGCAAAUUAUAAAAAGUACAUGGAUCAAACUCUGAUUUCCUGACACGACAACGUUGACCAGUAAAGAUGGCAUCCAAGCCACAGGGAGGAGAGGGCUGUGAAGACAGCGAUAUGUGGGAAAGAUACAACCACCUGAGGCGUCAGAUGAUAGAACUGCUUUCAGGGAAACUGAGCAACAACAGCGUGAUUGGAUACCGAGAGACCAUAGAAAUCCGGAAUAAAUGCUCUUACUAUAUCAAUAUUGUCCUUGAAGACCAGCACAGGGGACAGCUUGACAGAUUUCUCAACCUCCACAGCAUGAUUGAUCCCAGUAAGUAUCUGUUGAUGAAAGAGAAAGCCAACUGCCAGAUCAGGAUCCAACUUUGCUUGCUGGAAAUGCUCUAUGGAGAGAUCAGGAGAGGAAAGGAGAUUCUGGAGCAAAUAAUGAACACAUAUGAGCCCAUGACAGUUGUGCAAGAUAGUGCUUCCAUCCAGCAGAGGCUGGACCAGGUUAACCAGACCCUCCUGGACAUGGAUUCCGUGCUUCUCCCGGGUCACUUAUACGUGCAGCACAAACUCAUACCAGUGACGAGUGCAGAACAGGUACCUGAUGUCCGGCUGGUUUUCGACAUCAAGAUGCCCGUCACCUUCAGAAGGGACGGAUGCAGAGCCCAGGCCACGUCGGUCCAGCUCCGCUGGCACGUGCAAGAGCACGAGAGGUACGGCCCCACGGAGCAUUUUGAGGUGCGCUACACGCUCCUGAACCCAAACACCGCGGAGGAACAGCAGCACACUGGGCCCAUCACGACUUACUAUUUCAGCAUGCAGAUCGGCGACCUGUUCCCGGAAAGGAGCUACGAGUUUUCCUUGAAGAGAGUCCAAGCCUCCAAUUUAGUCUAUGAUUUGUGGACUGACACGCUUAUGCUCACAACCAUGUCUCUACCUGCAGGAUCAGCUGGGAGCAAAACUUAAAGGAUCAGGGUGCAAUACUGGAAAUGAGGAGUAAUCUGUCGUACUUCAAAAGACAAAGAUGAAAAGAUAAAGAAGCACUAUUCAUCAUACCUACUUGCAUCAUUUGUUCCAAAAACAAACAUAUUCUUUAUGAAAAUAAAAUACAUUCUUUUUCUCUGAUAUUAUCAAGUA